AUGGUUCCUGUUCUUUGACGUUCUUUGUCUCCCUGGUUUGUCUCCCGUUCUCUGACGUUCUUUGACGUUCUUUAGCCACACAGUUCUUUUUAGAUAGUUAAAAAUUAAAAUCAAUUAAUUAAAUUAAAUUAUAAUCAUAAUUAUAAUUAUAUUAUAUUAUUAUUAUUAUAUUAUAUUAUAUUAUAUUAUAUUAUUAUUAUUUAAGGAUUAAGGAUGUGGCCGCGCACCAGUCCGCCCGCCGCGGCUCCCAUUUUUUUUUUUUUUUGGGGGCUCAUAAAUUGCAAUCCUUCGGGUUGGCUGGGACCGCUAGAAAAAGAGCUAAAAGAGGUUAUAAAGCAACGACGGCAAGCAAUUGGGUGAAAGUCAAACCCCUGCGCGCAAAGAGCGCUGCGCAGAUCAAAACUCGCCGAGCACCUAACGCGGACUCCAACGGGCGGUGA
Molecule: messenger RNA, 440 nt
Organism: Microbotryum saponariae
Lineage: Eukaryota; Fungi; Basidiomycota; Microbotryomycetes; Microbotryales; Microbotryaceae
Source: the annotation of a GenBank genome assembly